AUGUUUUGAUAAAAGAUUUAUGGAUGCGAUUUGAACGUUCACUCAAAGUGCCGAGUGCACCAACAUGGUGAUGUGUUCUUCAUUCCCAUGGCUAAUCGUCGCUCUUUUUCAUGCCAUGUCCCCUCCUCCAAUAUCGUCUGUUUCCUCUUUAGGGUUUCGAAGCUACGGUCUAUGGUUUUAUUGCCACGUAUAUAAUACAAGGUAUUGUAUCCUAGGUCAGCCUUUCAGAAUAAUGGUUUUGAACUUUACGAUCUCUUGCAGCGCCCACCGUGGCGACAAGCGAUAUGUUGAGGCGUGACGUCAGACCAACGUACUUAAACAAACAACACCUACGCAAAGUUCACCCCGCGAACACGUCUCCAAACCAUAUCACACCAACCCCACACUUUCAGAUUCUCAGAAUGGCAGCCCAAGCACCAGCGAUAUACAAAAACAUCAUAAUCUCUGGCGGGGCCCGAGGGAUUGGUCGAGCAUUGACUCGGAUGAUGCUCGAAGCUGGCCACCACGCCUACAUCUUCGACAUCGAUGAAGACGAGCUCGAGCAUACUACCAAGGUUCAUCUCAAACAGUACUACGCCGACGGCAGGCUUGGUUCGGCGAUCUGCGACCUUCGCAAUGUCGACGACAUUCGUGCCAAAGUCAAAGAGGCGGCCAAGUUCUUUAAUGAUCGUAUUGAUGUCCUGAUCAACAACGGCGGUAUCGCAAGUCCACAGUGGAGGGAUGGCAAGACUAUGGAGGACCUCUCGACCAUCGAUGAGUGGAAAGCGUACAUCGACACCAAUCUUACUGGCCCUUUCGCCAUGUCUCAAGCUUGCAUUCCGUACAUGAAGGCACGAGCAUCUGAUUUCGAGCAUGGUGCGCAUAUCCAGAACGCGAACAAUUCCAGUCCUGCAGGUCCAUGCAUCAUUCACAUUGGCUCCUUCCGUGCACACCAGUCGGAUCCAAACCAGGAGGGGUAUGCUUCAAGCAAGGCGGGUCAACUUGGGUUGAUGCACUCAAUGGCAAUCAGCCUAGGUAGCCUCGGUAUUCGAGUCAAUCUCAUCGCACCUGGACGCAUCAAGGUUGCACAUGAGAGCAAAGAAGGUGACGAGAACGGUGCGGACUGGGCAGGUCAGAUCAGUGAGAAGGACGUGUCUGAUCACCCGACAAACAGAGCUGGAAGACCGAAGGACAUUGCCGACGCUGCACUGUAUCUCAUCGAGGCAGGCUUCGUUACAGGACAGGAUAUCACUGUCGACGGAGGAGCACUACGGAAGAAGAAUGCCUAAGUGUGUGACAAAGUCAGUAUUCGAAGGAAUGUAUAGAUCCAACAUGAAAACCAAGGGAUGAUACGCAGUUGCAUAAUUGAUACGAAAUACCCAACGAGAGUAAUGACUUUUUCGAGAUGGA
Messenger RNA from Alternaria alternata, 1389 nucleotides. RefSeq names its product short chain alcohol dehydrogenase. The transcript has a single exon. Lineage: Eukaryota; Fungi; Ascomycota; Dothideomycetes; Pleosporales; Pleosporaceae. Bases 483 to 1268 code for a protein of 261 amino acids. The record is from RefSeq and is a predicted model, not a curated record.